Messenger RNA from Penicillium atrosanguineum, 1467 nucleotides. RefSeq lists its product as uncharacterized. Lineage: Eukaryota; Fungi; Ascomycota; Eurotiomycetes; Eurotiales; Aspergillaceae. Gene Ontology annotation, cellular component: plasma membrane. The transcript is spliced from 8 exons. Gene Ontology annotation, molecular function: carboxylic acid transmembrane transporter activity. The record is from RefSeq and is a predicted model, not a curated record. Gene Ontology annotation, biological process: carboxylic acid transport; transmembrane transport. The coding region runs from base 1 to 1467 and encodes 488 amino acids.
AUGGACGCAUCACCCAGUGAUUCCGUCAUGAAGAUGGACGACUCCAAGCACCAAGCUCACAAUGAGGAUUGGGACCUAGAGGAGCCAACUCCUGAGCGCAAGCGCUCUGGAGUGUUGAAUGUCGUGGUCUCUGGCCUCGCGCUCUUCAGCGACGGAUACAACGCUCAAAUCAUCGGAUACAUGGAGCCUCUAUUUUCCGUCCUUUACAAGAAUGGCAUGUCAUCGACUAUCAAAUCGCGCCUCUCGAACUCGUACUUGAUUGGCGAGAUCUUUGGAAUGCUCUUCUUUGGUGUCUUGAUUGAUCGUAUUGGUCGUCGUACAGGAAUUAUUGCAGCCACCGUUUUUCUCAUUCUCGGUGUGGUUCUAGCCACGGCUGCUCACGGCACCUCCGAGCUUGGGAUGUUCUGGAUGAUGAUUGUUGCGCGUGGUAUUGCUGGAUUUGGGGCUGGUGGUGAAUACCCCGUCUGUGCAACCAGUGCUACUGAGGCAGCCGACGAAACAGAGAAACUGCGCAAGCGGCGAGGCUUCCUGGUGGCAGUGACCACUGAUUUCGCCGUGGACCUUGGAUUCGUUGCAGCCGGACUGGUCGCCUUGAUUAUUCUCGCAUGCUAUCACCAGCAGAACUCGGAAGGAGUUUGGAGAAUCGCGUUUGGCUUGGGCAUCGUGCUCCCGCUUUCGAUCUGCUUCUUCCGAGUUCGUAUGAUCAACUCCACUCAGUACAGGAAGCAUGCCAUCAAGUCGCAUUAUCCAUACAAGCUAGUCCUGAAACGCUACUGGAAGCCCAUGCUGGGUACCUCUUUGGCCUGGUUUUGCUAUGACUUUGUGACAUACCCGUUUGGACUCUUUUCUUCGACAAUCGUUGAACAGCUUAAUCCAAACAACACCACCGUGCAGAAUAUCGGAUACGGAACUGUGAUCAACUGUUUCUACCUUCCAGGAUGUCUAUUGGGUGGGCUUUUAAUGGACCGGAUUGGUCGCAAACAAAAUAUGACCCUCGGGUUCAUGCUUUGGGCCGUGUGGGGAUUCAUUCUCGGUGGAGCCUUGCCGCAAAUCCAAAGUGUUUUCCCCUUGUUCAUCGUCAUGUACGGUAUUUUCCAGGCCUUGGGUGAAAUGGGUCCAGGUGUUUCUACUUUCCUGUGUGCUGCUGAGUCCUUCCCGACUCCCCUCCGAGGCCACUUCCUGGGUUUUGCGGCGGCUGUUGGAAAGGCCGGUGCAUCUAUCGGCACUGAAGUCUUCACCCCGAUUCAAAGUUCCUUUUCGUCCACGGAGAGAGGCCAGCAAGCCGUUUUCCUUAUCGGAGCCGCUUUUACCGUGGUUGGAGGACUGAUUUCCUGGUUUUUGAUCCCCGAUAUGUCUCGCGAGCUGGAGACGGAGGAUGCUCGCUUCAAGGCGUACUUAGAGGAGCACGGCUAUGAUAUCAGCCUAUAUGGAGAGGCCUUAGUGGUGAAUCCUAGGACAUCCGAUUGA